UGUGUAGGAGGAAGAGCUUCAAGCUGAGCACAGAAUAUCCAUAUCUGACAGCUUUUUCAUUGGUUGAAAGUUUUGAAUAUUUACGGCUUAUUGGAUCGUGUGUUGCACUUCCUGUUUAGCAGGCACUAGACAUCAGUGAUUUCCAUGGUUCCAUUUUGCUGUUAGGACGUGUAGGAGACAGAAAUGACGAAGGGUACGUCAAGUUUUGGUAAACGGCGCAAUAAGACACACACGUUGUGUCGCCGCUGUGGAAGAUCUUCGUAUCACAUCCAGAAGUCGAAGUGUGCGCAAUGCGGAUAUCCUAGUCCCAAGCUAAGGCAUUAUAAUUGGAGCGUGAAGGCCCAACGAAGGAAGACAACUGGUACUGGCAGAUUGCGCACUCUGAAGAUCGUGCGACGCCGAUUUAGGAAUGGAUUCCGUGAAGGUGGCAAGCCUGCUCCCCGUAAAUCUGCUGCAUAAAUGUAUCAAAUUGUAACCAUUGCUAAAUAAAAAAAACGUUGAUUAAAUAGCGUUUUCAUUUCAAGUUUAUCACCUGUUUGAAUCAGUUAAUUUUCCCUAGGGUGGACAUGUAAUUUAGACUUCUUUCCAAAAACAUUUUAGUUUACAUAUAUUCCUUGCUGUUUUUUUGCUUUUAGGUGAAUAUUGUUCCUGAAAUAUUGUGUAUUUUUUGUAUACAAAGGUUUCAAAUUGUAAAUUCAGGAUGAAUACAAAUGCAAUCU
This is a messenger RNA of Gryllus bimaculatus (two-spotted cricket), 719 nucleotides long. NCBI's taxonomy places the organism in Eukaryota, Metazoa, Arthropoda, Insecta, Orthoptera, Gryllidae. The record is from the annotation of a GenBank genome assembly.